AUGGAGACGACUUUGCUGUCGUACUCCCGGCAGAGUCUCCCUAGGCCUGCACGUCUCUAUUCUACGCCCUCCAAAAGGGCAAAUGCGCCUGCGCUAGGUACUUCGUAUGCUCCAUCAGAUGCGUACCCAGCAUACAUGCUGUCACCCACUGCACCCUCGGCUGCACCCUCUGCAUCCUCGACUGCACCCUCAUCAACGACGCCCGAGGAUGCACACAACGCAAUGGACGGCUUCCUGCGGCGUCGCAUGCCGUACACCAUCCUCCCGACUCCCCUACCAAGCGGCGAGACUACUCCUCUAAAUGAUUUAUAUUUUACCGACUCGCCAACUCAGGAUUUUGUCUCGGUCAUGGACGCCUGUCUUCACAACUUGUAUGACGUUGCACGCGCUAAGGAAAUCUUCCACCGCCUGCGGGCCACGAGCAGGGGGGAAGCCGUCCUCGACGCUCGAGUGUACAAUGCGCUUUUGGAUGCAUACAUACGAAUGGUUUCAAAAGAGACGGACGGGGUCGGCCACAUUCUGUGGCUGGAGGAUGCGUGGGCGCUGUACGACGAUAUGGAGUGCGAGAAGGUAAAGGUGCAGCCGACUGCGAAUACAUACGCGAUCAUGUUGCAAGCGUGGCAUCGGUUCGGACCCGAUUCGGCGGAUCCCAUCAACGUCGUGGUCAAGACCUAUAAUCCUGCGGCGCUGUUGCGAAGCAUGAUCAACCGACAGAUACCUGCUACGCUGGUUGUCUCGGAUCGUGCUAUCACCAGCUCGGAAGAUGCGUCAAGUAUCAUUACGCUGCUCUCAAAAGCUGCUGUGGAGUUGGAUCUAUCCAAGGUCGUCAAUGAGCUUGGGAUGGCGGAGUCGCUUGGCAGGCAGACUACUGACCCUUUGGACGACGUGCCGCAGGCAAAACCGGUCAUGCGCUUAAAAAAACAGGACAUUCAGGUGACCCAUUCGGAAGACGGCAGCGUCGUUGACAUUGCUCCCGGCAACGUCCAGGAGCCGGAGUAUGAGGUGCCUUUCAACCUGGAGACCCUUCGAAGGCACCUAUCGCAAAUCAUCUUCGCCCGACGAGUUCUUCCGGAGGACGUUGCUGCCCGCCAGAAACUAUUGGAAGAGUCUGUCUACGAUGUUGCGGUGCAGCGGCUCAAGCAUCAGGCUGAAGUACUCGAUGAACUCGGUCUCGGCAACAAACACCUGCACGAUGUCGACUUGCGGACAUGGAUGUGGAAUUGGCAUCAGAAACUUCAAGUGCGUCUCAAGGCGGAGAUCGCGAACUUGGAAGUAAGCGAACGGGGUCUAAACGAUGGGGUGCAAGUCGGGGCUGGCGAAGUGAGGCGGGUCGUUGGCUUGAGCCCUUUCCUUUCACUCCUUAAGCCGGAGAAGUUGUCACUUAUCACCAUACUGGAGCUCAUGCAUCUGCAAGGUUCCGGCGGUGUAUCUGACGGGAUGAAAACUGCUCGGGCACUCUUGGCCGUUGGACGAGCAGUUGAGUUAGAGCACAAGGCAGAAAUGUGCAAGAAGAACAACAUUGCAGUACCGACUGUAAACCUUCAUCGACCAGACAGCUUUUUCACUGGUUUGGGCUACCGGGACUUGUAUACGCGCCGCCUCGCCGCUAGCAAGCACUCGUUGAAUUCGGAAGACUGGGCAGCAGAGUGGUCGCAACUCGUUCGAGUGAAGAUUGGGAGCUUCCUCGUUGACUGUCUCAUGGAUGUUGCCACUGUCAUGCGCUCUGCCACGGAUCGUCGGACCGGAGAGUUGGUUACCGAAGAGCAACCCGCGUUCUUCCACUCAUACGAGUACCUGCGUGGACACAAGCUCGGUGUCAUAAAGCUUAACCCCGUGCUCAUGGAUCGUAUGGCGAAAGACACAGUGUCAGAGACCUUGCAUCCACGGCACCUUCCCAUGUUGGUCAAGCCGAAACCUUGGUUGGAUUAUGACCAAGGUGGCUAUCUGUACAAUAAGUCGUCGGUCAUGCGAUUCAAAGAGUCGCAGGAACAGCAAAGCUACCUCCGCCAUGCAUCUUCGCAAGGAAAUCUGGAAUUAGUUUAUGCCGGGUUGGACGUUUUGGGCAGCACACCGUGGCAAAUCAACCGUCAGAUUUUCGACGUCGUCCUACAGGUAUGGAACUCCGGAGAACGAUUGUCGAAGAUUCCACCCGCAGUCUAUGAUGCACCAGAGCCCAAGAAACCGGAAAACUUCGAAUCCGAUCCCAAGGCACGGAUGAUUUACAUUCAAAGGCAGAAGGCUUACCUCCAUGGUAAGGCGAACAACCACUCCGAUAGGUGUAGUGUGAACUAUAAGAUUGAGAUCGCAAGGGCUUUUUUGGGCGACACCAUCUACUUCCCUCACAAUCUCGAUUUCCGUGGCCGUGCAUAUCCUUUACCACCUCAUCUGAGCCAUAUAGGCGAUGAUCUGAGCCGAGGUCUUCUCAAGUUCCAGGAGGCAAAGCCUCUAGGAGAGCGUGGUCUGCGAUGGCUCAAAAUUCAUCUGGCUAACCUGUACGGGUUCGACAAGGCUAAUUUCGACGAACGCGUUGAAUUUGUCGACGCACAUCUGGAGGAUAUUUUCGACAGCGCGGAGAAACCGCUCGAUGGCCGCGGUUGGUGGAAGCUUGCGGAUGAUCCUUGGCAAUGUCUCGCAACCUGUAUGGAAUUCAAGGCAGCGUUGGAUUCUCCGAAUCCCCUUGAGUAUGAAUGUGCCCUUCCCGUCCAUCAGGAUGGAACUUGUAACGGCCUGCAACAUUAUGCUGCUUUGGGCGGUGAUGCAACAGGCGCCAAACAAGUCAAUCUGGACGUCACGGAGAAGCCAUCGGAUGUAUACACCCACGUGGCUACUAUGGUAGCCCAGCUCAUGCAGAAGGAUUUGAAGAAGGGCCAUAAGUAUGCUAAGAUGCUUGAUGGAAAGAUCUCCAGGAAAGUUGUCAAGCAAACGGUGAUGACCACCGUCUAUGGCGUUACCUUCGUUGGCGCUCGCGAGCAAAUAGAAAAGCAGCUGAAGGACAGGGGAGACAUCCCGGCUGAGGAAUGCUGGUUGGCAGCGUCAUACAUCGCGAAAAAGGUUCUUGCGUCCAUUGGUAAUCUCUUUAAGGGCGCGAACGAGAUUCAAAGCUGGUUGAACAUCUCUGCACGUCUCAUUGCGAAAUCAAUACCACCCGAUCGUCUACGUUCCGCUGAGGGUAUAUCCACCGCGGGUGAUGUCAUCCGUAGAGGCCCGAGAAUGGUGAGCGCGGACCGUCUGAGGAAGGAGCAGAUGACAAGUGUCGUCUGGACCACGCCGUUGGGGUUGCCCAUCGUUCAGCCGUACAGGUCUAUCAAGCGCAAACAGAUUAUGACUGCCUUGCAGACGGUUUACAUUUCCGAUCCCAAUGUUCCUACCGCAGUCAACGCCGCCAAGCAGGCUUCUGCGUUCCCGCCAAACUUCAUUCACAGUCUUGAUGCAACACACAUGAUGCUGACCGCUCUUGAGUGCAGGUCUCAAGGCAUCACCUUUGCCUCAGUACAUGAUUCAUACUGGACGCACGCAGGCAGUAUAGAUCAGAUGUCUGCCAUCAUUCGGGAAACCUUCAUUGCGUUACACUCAUCGGACGUGCUGACCAAGCUCUUCGAAGAGUUCCGGGAACGGUACAAGGGUUACAAAGUGCCGGUGAUCCAUCUCAGAUAUGGGAGGCUGAUCAGCAAACACAACCUCGCCGGUACUGAAGCCUCUGACAACGUCGCCAAUUUGCCCGGCGAGGAUGCCGUGCUGACCUUCCCAGGAGACGCGAAAGCGGAGGCGGAGGCGUCGGGCGAGGAGGUGAUUGAAGUGGAUGCCGAAGCUGUGGCCAACGAUGAAGAAGCGCCGAAGAAAAAGAAGAAGGCGUCGACAUGUACUACAGAUUCAGUAGCAGUUGCGAAGGCGGCUGGCUUCACCGGCAAGUUCGUCGAACUGGUAGACAUCCUGCCGCCUCUGCCGCAGAAGGGUGAGUUCGACGUGAACACCAUCAAGAAUUCUCUCUACUUCUUCUCGUAG
Molecule: messenger RNA, 4002 nt
Organism: Sparassis crispa
Lineage: Eukaryota; Fungi; Basidiomycota; Agaricomycetes; Polyporales; Sparassidaceae
Product: DNA-directed RNA polymerase, mitochondrial
Exons: 12
Coding region: 1-4002 (1333 amino acids)
Biological process (GO): mitochondrial transcription
Cellular component (GO): mitochondrial DNA-directed RNA polymerase complex
Molecular function (GO): mitochondrial promoter sequence-specific DNA binding; protein binding; DNA-directed RNA polymerase activity
Source: RefSeq, a predicted model, not a curated record